CGCACACGUUAGAAGAUUUCAUCUUGUGUAACGAUCACAGGCAAAAAAAGUUUUAUUGAUUCUCGACGAAACUGUAACUUGAAUUUGUUCUUAUCCUAUUCAGACAAUCAAGUACUAGAAAAUGUCAUCGUCUUCAACCUCGUCAAAAAAUGAUAGUACAGAGCUAGAACAAGCCCGAAACACCACCAACGAACCGCUUUCGAUUCCUCGAUUGCUCCAUGGUCUUCGGAACUUCAAAGUCCAGGUCGCCUUUCGGCCUAUUGCGAUGGCACCCAAGUUAAAAGAUCCGGUCUAUCGUAUUGACGGCACACUUCGGUUUGCGCAGUUGUACAAACGGGUUAAUUAUGAUGUUGUUGGUUCGCAUUCGAUGACCAUGAAGACAAUGAGUACUUGAUGGAGAUGGUUGCUUACUUUUCUUCUGCAUGAUGCGCUUGCGCUCUGCUAGAAAAUAAUCACAGUAACACUGGCGCAUCAACAAUGAGCGGCUUUGAUGCAGUCCUCCUCAACGUUCUCUUCUAAGUCCUGCAAGCUCUCAGCGGUUCUCGUGGUGGCAUACCGAAUUUGUACAUGUAUUUGCAGAACUCGUUUCAGCCCGAGGGGGACGAUUGCGUCGCUGACCUCUACAACUGCUUCAAGGGACCUGGUGAUCAAUUAGUGUUUACCUACAGUCUGGAACCGGCUUAUUCGUGA
Messenger RNA from Amoebophrya sp. A25, 690 nucleotides. Lineage: Eukaryota; Dinophyceae; Syndiniales; Amoebophryaceae. The record is from the annotation of a GenBank genome assembly.